Colletotrichum fioriniae is the source of this 840-nucleotide messenger RNA. RefSeq lists its product as uncharacterized. Lineage: Eukaryota; Fungi; Ascomycota; Sordariomycetes; Glomerellales; Glomerellaceae. The record is from RefSeq and is a predicted model, not a curated record.
AUGGACCUCGCAAAACACAACCCAGCUGAGAUCUGGAUCGCGGCCCGGAGCGCUCCCAACGCCCAAACCGUCAUCAACGCAAUCGAGAGCACCUCUCCAACAGUCUCUGUCAAAUUUCUAAAGCUCGAUCUCACUUCCUUUGACUCUAUACGCAACGCUGCAACCAAAUUCCUCUCAAUGGCAUCCCGUCUCGACAUCCUCAUCCUUAACGCGGGCGUCAUGAACGUGCCUGCUGGAAGUGUGACGCAGGAAGGCUACGAGAUGCAUUUCGGAACCAAUCAUGUUGGCCACGCCUUGUUCGUCAAGCUUAUUGUUCCCGUCUUGAGCACGACAGCUUCCAAAAGUGAUGUUGGCGGCGGAAAAGCCGACGUCCGCGUCGUCUUCGUCAGCUCCGUGGCUCAUAAGUACCCACCUUCUGGCGGUCUGCAGUUCGACAGUUUUCACCCAAACGGCCAAACUAAAAGUCUUUCGGCGAAUGCUCUCUACGGACAGAGCAAGCUCGCCAACCUGCUGUACGCACGGGAGAUGGCCAAGAGGUAUCCCCAAUGGACGACCGUGUCCAUCCACCCGGGCACAGUCAAGACCGACUUGCAAAAGUCGACGGAUGGUAGCCUGCUCAUCAGAGCAUUUCAGAAAGUGGUCGUCCCACUCAUCGUAGUCGACGUGGAGGAGGGUCCGAGGAGCCAGCUGUGGGCUGCUACUGCCGAUGGGGUUGAGAAUGGCGAGUACUAUGAGCCCGUUGGCGUCGCUGGCAAUGGCAGUGCUUUCGCGAAGGAUAACAACCUCGCACUCAAGCUGUGGGAUUGGACUCUAAAGGAGAUUGAAAAUGUGUAUAUUUGA